UCCACAACCUCCAGCUCCCAAGUCACUUCAUCGGCAAGUACACGCAUCAGGAACCAGGAGAGCAGUGCAGUAUUUCGGACACUUCGGACUCAUCGGGGAUCGCAGGAUUUCUAGAUCGAAUUUCGGAGGCCAGGAUUCUUGUGGAGGUGUGCCGCUCAAGGAGAUCGGAGCGUGCAGCGAGGACGUGAAAACCGUCGCCGAUCACACGAGUCCACAGGGGUGUGAGUCCAGCAGUGGUCGUGAAACCGUAGACCCUCCUCCAAAAUGACCAAGCAAUUCCAGCACCUGGUAGCGGCGUUGGCGGCAGUGGUGGUGCUUUGUGCGGUCAUGGGCGCGCAAGUGGACGCUCAAAGCAUUCCUGCGCCGGCUCCCUACAUGCGAGGCUACGCCCCAUCUCAAGCUCCCGCUGCGGUGUACGAUGGCGUUCCCGAGUACGCUCCAAGCUUGGCACCCAGCAACGCCCCCGCGUCCGCUCCAGAGGGGUCGCCCAUGUCUGCUCCGGUGGUGGCUUCUCCGGCGUACGGUCCCAGCUCUGGCUCCCCAUUCCAAUCCCCAGCUGAUGCACCGGGACCCAUGUCGGGAGAAGGUUUCUGAGCUCAGUCAUGUGGAUCUUCUGGCUGAGCGCGUGAAACAUUUUUUGUAGCGACACAUUGUUUGGAACACUCGCAGAUUCAUGAGCAGUUCCAGUAGUGGUAGGUGUAGAUGUAGAUGAAGUGAAGCAUUGGUUGUGGGUUGCCACGUCGAAGUAAAGCAUCGAUUGGCUCCACAGCGGAGCAUGUACAUUGUCGUUCAUUGGGAAGAAGAUUGAAUCAACAUCCGAGAUGAGUUCUCUUUGCA
Messenger RNA from Physcomitrium patens, 837 nucleotides. RefSeq lists its product as uncharacterized. Lineage: Eukaryota; Viridiplantae; Streptophyta; Bryopsida; Funariales; Funariaceae. The record is from RefSeq and is a predicted model, not a curated record.